This is a messenger RNA of Lutra lutra (Eurasian river otter), 8646 nucleotides long. It is a transcript of the gene TCEANC2, whose product is annotated as transcription elongation factor A N-terminal and central domain containing 2. The transcript is spliced from 5 exons. Gene Ontology annotation, cellular component: nucleus. Lineage: Eukaryota; Metazoa; Chordata; Mammalia; Carnivora; Mustelidae. Gene Ontology annotation, biological process: DNA-templated transcription. Bases 221 to 847 code for a protein of 208 amino acids. The record is from RefSeq and is a predicted model, not a curated record.
UGUAGUGCAUUCUGGGGAAUGUGGUUUGGGGAGGUUCAGAGGCGCUCUGAGGUCGGAGAAACCACCGUCCAGGAAGGAAGCAUCAUUUUAAUUCUGAUCGCCGAGGUGCCGACAGGAGUGGAUCCUCAAAGGGUGCACUCUGGAAGGGUCCAGCUACUGGCAGGGCUGCUUCUCCUGAAAGCGCUGCAAGCACGUGAAGGUAGUUGGCAGUCCUCUAGCAAUGGAUAAAUUCGUCAUUCGAACGCCUAGAAUCCAAAAUAGUCCUCAGAAGAAAGCUCCUGGUGGAAAGAUUUACAAGCAGGCCACGAUUGAAUCUCUGAAGAGAGUUGUGGUUAUAGAAGACAUAAAAAGAUGGAAAACUACGUUGGAGCUUCCUGAUCAGACCAGAGAGAAUCUAGUGGAAGCUUUACGAGAAUUAAAGAAGAAAAUACCCUCCAGGGAAGUGUUAAAAUCAACAAGGAUAGGUCACACCGUGAAUAAGAUGCGUCAGCACUCAGAUCCAGAAGUGGCUUGUCUUGCCGGAGAAGUUUACACUGAGUGGAGAACUUUCAUGGAAAAACAUUUAGACAGACCUUCUAUUGAAGUGCGUAGCGACCCCAAAACGGAGACAUUCAGGAAAAAUGCCCAGAAGUUACUCUCAGAAGCCUUGGAAUUAGAGAUGGAUCACCUACUGGUUGAAAAUAUCGAGCAGGAAGCGUUUCAUCUCUGCUCCCGCCUCAUUAACGGGCCAUACCGGCGGACCGUGAGAGCCCUGGUCUUCACAUUAAAGCACCGAGCUGAAAUCCGGGCUCAGGUGAAGAAUGGCUCGCUGCCAGUCGGCACGUUUGUACAGAACCACAAAAAAUGACCCGAGGGUGGUUCCAGCGCUGGGCUGGGCAGAAAGCAAAAUGGGCCCCUCUUGCUGCCAUUCAGAGACGUUUUGCCACAACGGCUGCUGCGGGUGGCGCUGAAUUUUCCCCUGGUGCCAUUCCUCCAGGCAGGCUGCUGAGACCCUCACGGGCCAGGCAGCAGGAGGGGUUUCAUUAGCUCUAGUGUGCUUGUGCUGCCUCGAGGGACGUAGCCGGCUGUCACUGGGGAGCUCAGUAGGGUCGCCGUCACCCAGCCCCGUGAGAAGGGGAUGGAUUUCACUGCGAGUGUGCCAAGGACACCUCUAAACUCCCCCAUGUCAGGCAGACGAAAUGACUACUUGAUUUCGCCACCCUGCGGGUAACUGAAACUCAAUUACCACGGCGGCUCGCUCAGUCCCGUCCCCCUGAGUUUAGACAGCUCCCGUGCCUCUCAGAACUCCCCUGUCUGUUCUCUUUGCUCUACCCCAGGGGUGAGCCUGCUGGAGCCAGCCAACUACCCCUUCUCUCCAGAACUCACUUAUCUGAACAUUGCAGCUCUCCCUGGAAGACCUUCUGCAUUGGUCUCCGGAGCCCCCAUGCUGAGGCUUCUAAUGAGGAGCUGGCCUGAAGCCUCCCCACACCUUGGGGUUUAUUUGAAUACACUGCCUCUUGGUUUAGGGCUCCGUAGAAGAUACAUAAUGAAAUUUCUCUUGAAACGGAUACCAUAGUAGGAAAAAAAAAUACAUCUAUAUCCUAAAAUGAAAUGCUGCUGUAUAGGGCUGCUUGAACAGUUAUGUAAAUGGCAUUUGCUCUUUUAAAGUAAUAAUAAACUGGGGCUUUUUUUUUUUUUUUUUUUGCCUAAAACAAAAGUUGUAUUCUGUUCAUUGAAAAGUGUUUGGGGGAUGAGAAAGGGGACAGCUGGUGAAAAUAAAGAAUGAUGGAACAAGAGUUUGAGGAUGAUAGAAAGACCCAAGGAAGGCUUUUUAGGUUAGGGGAGACUAGUGCAUGUUUAUAAUCUGAAAAGAAGGGGCCAGCAGAAUGGGGGAGAUUAAAAUUAAAAAAAAAAAUAGAGGAGCUAAGUUAAAAAGCAAGGACAAAAGGAAGGGGCCUAAUGUCAUCUGCCUUCUAAGUGCUAGAUACCUUUCCUAAGAUAAUUUAUUAGCAUUGACGUUGAUCUUUAUGUCGUGGUUUAAUAAUCCUGUUUAACCCUCUCAUCUGUUGUAUUUCCUUUUUUUAGACUUCUUCAUUUGUUUAGCACCUACUCACUGACCACCCAUUCCUUGGGGCCCCGGGGAUCCCUAGCAGUAGCUACAAGUGGGACCUCGAGGCUCACCAAGCAGAGUAUCUUGUUCGGUUCCCCACUGCUCAUAACUCUUAGAGCUGGAAUAAUAACUGAGCACUUAACCAUGUGCUCAGCACUGUGGGAGACACUUAGAAAAUUAAUAAUACUAGUACCUAAUUAAAGAUGAGGAAAGUGAGGCUCAGAAGGUUUAGUAACCUACUCAGGGUGACACAGAUGGUGAGUGGCAGAUUUACAAUUCAAAACUCAAGUCAAUUUUGACGUGUACAGUCUUCCUGGUCGAUUUCCCCCAUUCAUGUUCUUAGGCACUGUGUGCAUGCCGGGGACGCUCCAGUUUGUAUCUUCAGCCCAUACCUGUCUCCUGAGUUUCAGACACUAUCUCCCAGAUGUCUCGUGGGCAUCUCAAAUGUGACCUGUCUUCUUUGUGACCUGUCUUCUUUCACUUGGCAAUACUGGCACUUCAGCUAGACACUGGGGGUCAGCCUAGGCUCUUCAUUGCUGCCCCCAACCCAGUCAGGUCUUUAUGGUUUCACUUCUCACCUAGAUCUAGACUCUCUUGUCUCUUCUCUAUCUCUAGUACGACUUCAGGGCUUUAUCCUCUCUUGUCCAGAUGACCACAUGGCCUCCUAACUGGUCCUUCUGCCUCCAGUCUUAAUGUCUUCCAACUGACUUCUCUGUGCUAGAGACAAAGUGACAUAUUGAAACGGGAAAGCCCAUCGUGUCACCCCCCCCACUCCGAGCAUUUUCUCAUCUUGUUCUCUUUCUCUGGAAUGCUACUGUCUACCUAAUCCUCUCCCCUGUCCCUACUGUAAUACCCUGUAUGCUGUUCUAUACAUACCCAAAUGUUCUAUGGUUAUGCUCUUGAUCCUGUCUGCACUCCAUUGUAACUUCCUUCAGAAAUCCUCCCAGAUUUCGGAAUUCCUGUUUCUCGUCUGGGUAUCUUCAGUCCUUAGAUGAGUUCUUGUCCCAUAGUAGUACCCAGUGCAUAACUGUGGAAUUAAUGGAUGUGCAGGUGUCUGUGCCCUUUCUGCCUCCACCCUCGUUCCCUUUAUUGUCUAGAAUCUACACAGUAGCUAAAAUGAACCUUUGAAAAUGUAAAACAGAUCCUAGCUUUUCAAAACCUUCUAGUGCCUUCUCUCAGAGCAAAAUCCCAAGCCCUUACCAUGUCCUGCAAGGCUCAACUUAAUCUGGCUCCUGGCUGCCUCUUUGACCUCAUUUCCUAAAAUUCUCUCCCUUUCUCACCCCUGUGUGGUCCCACUGGCUCCCUUACUGUUCCAGAUACACACACCAGACACUUUCCUGCUUUGUGGACUUUGCACUUACCUCUUCCCGGAUCACAGUGCUCUUUCCGUGGAUAUCUGCAUGUUCCUGUCUCCGUUCAAUUCAGGUCUCUGUAUGCCUAAAUACCCUAACCUGUUUUAUUUUCUUCAGACUAUUUAUUCCCCCAUUUGAAACAGUUAUUUCUUCAUUGCCCAUCACCUACACCUCUUUUAAGAAUUUAAGCUUGAGAGCAGAGUCUUUGUUUUGUUCCUGCUGUACGUCCAACACCUAGAACAGAGCCCUGGCACAAACUAGGUCUUCAUAACCAUUUACUGAAUAGUUGAAUGACUAGUUGUAGGCAUACAGAGAAGGCAUUUGAUCCAGUCAGGGAAUGCUUCCUGGAGGAGGUGUUACCUGUGUGGAGUCUGAAAGGACAGAAAUAGGUAAUUGGGUGGUUGAGGUAUAUGGAAAACCUCAGAACUGUGGUACGUGGGAGGUGAUUGGGAUGGCUAGAGUGGAAGGUAGUUUCCUGCAGGAAAGUACCUGGAGAUGAGGCUGGAGAGAAAGGCAAGGACCAGGACACAUUUGAAGGGUCUUGAGCACAAAGUGAAGGAGUCUGGACUGAUUGCAAGCAGGAAUUGGUUAGUUUCUUAUUAUUGGGCUGUGUGGAAGAGAAGCUGGAGCAGGAAGAGGGACAGGAAGGAGGAAGCUUCAUUUAUAAACAUCCAAAGAGUUCUGCUAACUUAGGAACCCGGAGUAAGUUGAGAACAAAUUGCUGUCCCGCUGAAAGGCUUCAGUGGUGAUAGUUAGAAAGUGGAAUGAUUGCAGAGAUGUGCUUUGGAGAUUUGGAAAGCAGGCUGUGUUAUUUGUGGCUGUUUUCUCCUUGAUGCAUGUGCAGAAUUUCCAUGAACGUUAAUGGAGCUAUUCUGAGUGCUUGGCAAAGGGAAGGAGGCUCGCAGACACUCACGUAAGCUUGCCUGGCCACUAAGAAGCGCCUCUUAGCUCCAACCUGUCCACAGUGAAAGGGUCAGAUCCUAAUCCUGAACUGGGGUCAGAGAGGUUCCUGAGACCUCUGAGUUACCUGUAAGUCUAGGCAUCCAUAUGUCUUCCUGGUAUGUUCAGUUGCUAGAGGAAAUUGGGAAAUUAAGUGCCAUUAAAGUCCACUCCAGUAGCUUUUUGGUCCUUUCCUUGUGGUUAAAUUGGAGGUUCUGGGCCUCAGGGUAGGGACUGGGUCUUUUCAUUCAUUCAGUCAGCAAACAUGUGUCGCCUGUCGGCUGCGUUUCUGGGACUGGACUGGCCCUGGGGAAACUAAUAUAUGGUAUAUAAUUUCUACCUUUGGGGAGCUCUUAGUCUGGUGGGGAGACAGACACAUAGGUAAAUAAUUAUAAGAUAGGAGAUAUUUACUGUAGAUUUUUAUUUAAAAUGUUGAGAGAGUGGGAAAAGGAACAAUUAACACCGCUCUAAGGGAAGGAAAGUCUUCACAGAGAGUUAAUGUUUGAACUAACUCUCAAAAGGCAGGGGUUCUUCGCAGGGGGAGCAGAGUGUGUGCAAAAGCGCAGGUAGAAAGGGCGUGGCUUGUUUCAGUAGAGGCGAGUAAUGUGUGGUGGGAGCGUAAAGUUCUUAGGAAUGGUGGAGAGAAAUGGGACAAAAAAAAAAAAAAAAUGUAGCCAGGACCUCAGAGGUCUUGUGCAGGAGUUGGAUGUUGGCCUUCAGAUAACAGGAGGCAUGAGAAGUUUUUGAGGAGGUGAGGAACCUAGUAAGGUGUGUAUUUUACAAAGAGAAAAAUGUUCCUAUGUAAGCCUAUUUAAGAAAAAUUUUUAAAAAUUUAAGGCCAAAAACUUAAAGGCAAAGGAAAGACACACUUGAGAUUCAGUCGAUGAGAGAUUCUUUUUUUUUUUUUUUUUUUAACAAAUGAAGUUUAGAGUUGACCAAACAGAUAUCAUUAGAGAGUCCCAGGUUUGAAAAAUGGCAGGAAGCUCAGAUAAUGCGUUUACUUUGUUCAGUAGUGAAGGAACAGGCAGCUGGCCUUUGUUCAUUUAUAGAAUAUCAGGUUCUUAAACUUGUGCUUGUCAACCCUGGUUUUCUUUUGCUGCAGCCUCAGGCCCCAGAGCCUCAUUUUGAGAUUUGUAAUGUGUUUUGGGUGCGUUUAUCACAGCCAGAUGGGGAGGGGGCUCAGCUUGUUACUGCCCAUUAUUGCUAUCAAAGGGAGUCCAUCCAGAAAACAAGGCUUCGGGAGCUCUGAUUAGGUCGGUGACACUGCCUUGGUUUCAAAAGAGAGAUGGUUUGAUUGGAUGACAUUGUGUUUUCUUUUAAAUCAACCAAAAUGAUAAAAUUGCUGUCAGGGACAGCCUUACCCAUAAGCUAAGGAGCUUAGUUUCAAGAUCAAGGAACCCAGGAUGUCCAAUCGAAUGCUGCUUGUUCAUCCUGUUCAAAUUGUUCAUUCAGUGCAUAUUUGUUGAGCUCUUACCAGCCAGGUCCAAGGGUCACGGGGAUAAAUGAGACAUCGUCUCUGGCCCCAAGAAGCUCACAGUCUAAUGAGAGAAACAGACAAAUGAUUAUGAAUUAUGGGAAUGCAAAGAAAAGGAAAUAAGCUGAUAAACAUAUUAGAAGAUGCUCAACCUUACUAAUAAGCGGGGAAGGGCAAGGAUUAAUGCCAUCCUUGAAGACCUAAAGGAUGCGGGGACGGUGAUCUCAUUAUCUCUGUCCCACUCACCCGUCUGGUCCCUGCACAAAUGAGGGGGAUCCUGGAAGAUAACCGUGAACUACAGUGAAAUCAAUCAUCGGUAGUUCUGUUUGCAGCCUCUGUGCUGCACGUGGCAUCUUUCCUAGAGCACGUUAACCCAUCCUCAGGUACUCGCUGUGUGGCUUUCAGCCUGGGGACCAUUUUUCAUGUCCUUCCCUAAUAGAAAGAGUUCCUAUUCGGUUGCAACAGCCUUGCCCCAGGGCUGCUAACCUUCCUGUCCUCUCUCAACCCAGUCUGAGAAGACCUAUCCUGCCUAGACAUCUUGCAGAACAUCAAACUGGGCCAGAUGGGCGAUGAACAACACGUAUACUGGAAGCCUUCAUGAGACACAGCCAUUGCAGAGAGCAGAAGAAAACACUAUGAAGAGUCAGAGGCCUCACGGCUAAGGGUUCUGGUAGAGACAGACAUCUGACCGCAGCUCAUCACGUCGACCAUACAGCGAAAGGUGUUCAUCAUAAGCUGGAUUCGAUCAGAUCCACCAUAUCCGAAGGUCACACAAGGCCAACAGCAAUUCAUCAUGAUAGACAUGGUACGAUCAGGAUGGGGCACAGCAGGGCCAAAGGGCAAAAGACAGCUGCAUGAGCAGGUGGCCCAUCCAUUUAGGUCAGCCUCCAUCUUUGCACCAGCGCCUUGCCCGGAGGUCCCCUAUGGCUGCCUGAGGAGCUGCUUUCCUCUGGCUGGAGGAGGAGGAGAAAAAAAAAAAAAGCCAAGCUUUGUUGAUGGGUGGGUCAGCUCAGUACGUGUGAACAAGCCAAAAAUAGACUGUUGUUAAACUGCAGGGCCCGCUGCCGUGUCCUUGAAAGACGGUGGAGGAGGAAAUCCUUCCAGUGGACAAGCUCUGAGUCUGGAGGAGGAAAUCCUUCCAGUGGACAAGCUCUGAGUCGUACACUCAGUCAUCCACCUUUUGUGAAGGAAAGGGAGCCCACGGUUAGACUAGACAUGGAUCUGAUGGGCAGUGGAGAAUGGCUUGGCAGGUUGGUUAGGGGUCUGGAAGGAUAAGAUCAGAAAAUCAGGGACAAAGAGAUCUGGGGUACAGGCACGUGGAUGGACUAUGAGAGCGGACACCAAAUGUGAAGUUCACUGUAGUCCAUGUUCACACCCACCAGGGAAGAAGCACUAAACAAGUACAAGUGGCCAUGCUGUGUGAACCAUAUGAUCCGGCAGAACCCAUGGCUUUGGACCGUGCAGCCACAGCUGCUCACCGUAAGCUGGAGCCCAUCAAAUCCACGACAUCAUAAGGCCGCACAAUACCUAACAAACUUCCUGUCUGCUAAUCUCCAUCUCAUGGUCUCCUCUCCGGGGAAUCGGACCUGCAGCAUAGCCUCCAAAUUGCCGGUUAACAACUCUUAGAUCAAGUGUGAGCAAACUUUUCUAUAAAGGGAGAGUUGGUAAAUAUUUUAGGCUUGGCAGGCCAUAUGGCCUCUCACAACUACUCAGCUCCCGUGCUGGAGUGCAAAAGCAGCCAUAGACAAUAUGGAAAUGAACGAGUGGGGCUCGUGUUCCAGUAAAACUUGAUGGAAGCAGGUGGCAGGUGGCAUUUGGUCCAUGGCUUUGGUUGGCCAGCCCUACUCUAGAGGAAGAUUCUUACGAGCACACAAAGUAGGCAUUGCAAAGAUUUAAUUGCAGCGUGGUCAGUAAUAAAAUUUUAGGAGUUUUCUCAAUUUCCAUUAGAAGAGGAAUGGUUGAAUCAAGUGUGGUACUUACAGAUUGGGGGACCCUAUGCAGCUGAGAAAAAGAAUGAGUUUAUCUAUAUAGCAGGACUGUCCAAUAGAAAUAUAACAUGAGCCAGCCACAUAUGUGGUUUUAAAUUUCCCAGGAGCCACGUGAAAAACUGUCAAGGGAAACAUGGAAUUAGUGAUAUAUUUGAGCUUUAUACACUGAAGAUAGGAUCACUUUAACAUGUAAUCAGCAUAACAAUUGAGAUGUUUUACUCACUUUUUUUGUACUAAGUUUUCACCAUCUGAUGUGUAUUUCACACUGCAAGGCACAUCUCAGUUUGGACUAACUGCAUUUCCGAACGUUCAAUAGUCACUUGCGGCUAGUGGCUACUAUAUUGGACAGCGUAGAUCUGUACCGAAAAUCUACUGACACAGACACACCACUGAUACAUAUUGUCCACGGAGAAAGGGAAGUUACUGAACAACAGGGACUGGCUGAACCACUUAUAUAAGGGGGAGAAACCUGCAGGAACAUAUGGAAGAAGAAAAAGUGUAUGUGUGUGUACCCAGUUCAGAAGGAGGCUUUGGGUAAAGUGGUGGAGGAGGGACUCUCUCUCCUUACCUGAGUUUUUAAAAUAGAGUUUUUAUUUGGAGAUAAUUUUAGACUUAACAGAAGAGUGACAGAGAUCACACAGGGAGCUCCUAUAUGACCCUCACCUGAUUUCCCCUGUUGUUACAUGGUGCAGUAGUGGGGUACGUUUGUCAAAACAAGAACUCCGCUAUUGCUAUGUUACUAUGAACUACACUCCGGACCUCAUUCAGCCUUCACCAGCUUCACCAGAAAAUUCACUAACGUUC